Messenger RNA from Aspergillus calidoustus, 4257 nucleotides. NCBI's taxonomy places the organism in Eukaryota, Fungi, Ascomycota, Eurotiomycetes, Eurotiales, Aspergillaceae. The record is from the annotation of a GenBank genome assembly.
AUGAAAGCAACAAUGGAAACCCAAGAGGAUAGCAUCGACAUUGCGAGGCUGCAACGCGUCGCGUUGGGAUUAGAAUCUAUCUCAUCCCAGCCUUUUUGCAAUGAGCCCAGCAUAAUUGAGAGUACUUAUCCCCAGAACCGACGUGAUCUGGCACAACUACCUCACCCGGAUCAGCAUAUCUCCAUACCUGCUUCUCAGAACUGCCCCCGCGAGUCUGUUGUACACGGAGCUUCUACGAAUGGCAAAAGCAAUGCCACAGAAUCUCUAGAGUCGAACCGGCAGUCUCCCAAGCAAUCACCACGACCUCACUCGCCUGUGCCACCCACUGCAAAAAUGAGCUCGACCGAUACCCUCCCUUCUGACACUCAGGUCAUUUCCCAAUCAGUAUACGACGAAAUCAUCCGAAAGAACAAGGAAGCUAGCAAAGAUGGGUCGGACAGUAACGUUAUGGAUCGGGCUACACUUUUGACGCUACAUGAGGGAGAUAGCGGCCACAUCGACCUGCUUGCAGGGUUUGAUGCCACCAACGUUCAUCCGUCUAAUACAGACGAAAAUGAUGAUCAGAGCAGCUCUAGGAUGGGUGGGUCAUCCCCAUCAUCCCCUCUUACUUAUGAACCGAACCUAUUCCCUGAAUCCCAACGAUUCGUCGCAAAAACCCCUGUCAAUGCAGCGAAGCAGCACCAUGACGAAGGUGUAGCUACCGUGUCUCCUCUCGUCUCCCGAAACCCUCUUGCACCGGGCCUCGGAUCGGGCAGCGGCGUGAUGGCGUUGAGUCAGGUAUUCCAAGCAACGCAAGCACCGUCCUCGCCUCUUGUCAAUCCCUUACGACCAGACCUUCUGUCGGAUCGGCCGUCACCAAAUAUUCCCAUACAACAUCGUCCGCUAGCUCCAGCCCUCUCUUCUCCACUCAAUACAAUCGCGGCCACAUUCCCGCGAGAUUCUUCAGAGACCCAGUUGAACUAUGUCACGAUGAAGGAGUCGCAAGCGAAAAGGGAUAAGGAGAGAAUGACGCGCUCGGCUGAUCAUAUCUACUCGGAAGACCAGAGUGAUGGGGAAUUUGAUAAGGAGCCGAGCUUCAUUGAGAAUGCAAGGCGCAAGCGCAAGAUUGAUCAGGAAGUUGCAGCACAGUUUGCAGCUCUCAGUGCUCCUGCAAAGCCAUUAAGCCGCUCUGAACUACAGCCCGGGCUAUCUGAAGUCUCAGAGCGAGGAGGCUCUGCAGAUAAAGCCGCCGCCACCUCGGAAGUACACACCGUUGGAAUGAGUGAGGAGGAAACUGAACAGGAAGAGGAAUUGCCAGAGCCUGCUAUUUUAUCUCAAGUACCAAAUUCGUUAACCGAGGAGGACAAGGAAAACUGUGACGAUCCAACGACAGUUGGAUUGUCUCAUACGGCGAGUGCCCACGACCGGCUUUCGCAGGCUCUCUCUUUCCAUGGAAGUCCUGUAGCUACCCGCGAGCCCAUCCAACCGCUCUCGCCGGCGCGAUAUCCGAUGCGGGAUGACGAUCUGGAUGCAGUCAAUGCACUUAGGUCAUCCCCGGUUACGGUAAUCAAAGAUUCUCAGUGGUCGCCUGGGCGAAAUGAUGAAGACGAGGCCGGACCAGAGAUCGCCGCGAGCCCAUCUAAACUGCAUGGUGCACCAUUGCAAAGCAGGUCAACUAUCGUACAGGAGCGUGUGGCCAUCAUGGUAUCUCCAGGAGCAUCUCAAAGACACGAUGAUCAUCCUCUACCAGCAUUUACAAAUUCGGGCAAACGUUCGAAUCCUUCUGGGGAUGCUUCUCCUGUUCAGCAGGCCCCUAUCGAUACCUCAAGUAACCCUCCAAACAUGAAUGGUGCAGGGGUCCCAGACAAAGUUCUGAUGUUUGAUCCUCAAGGCAAAUCCUCUUCAAUGCCAUCACGCGUCGCCGAGACGCCUGUGCGUCGGCGGCAGAUGGGCUCGAGUGACUUAGCUACAGUUGCCACCAUUCCAGAAACUAGUCCGAAUAAUAUGUAUCACGACGAAGGCUUGAUGAGCGAUGCGAACAACGAGGGAGCAGACCAGGAGGAUGAUGACCUCCCUCCUCUCUACCCACGAACCUUUGAGCGGGCUAGUCAGUCGCAGCCGGUAGUUUCUGAAAGCUCAUCCCCCAUCAAGCAUAUAUUAAAUUCGAAAAUCCUUUCAAGCCCAAGUGGAAGGCAGCGCAGGGCGCUGACGGAGAUAGCGGCUGAUGCCUCACCUCAAGUUGGGGUUGCAACAUUUGAUGUAAAUAUCAAUAUCCUCUCCGCUGACGAUCAGGAGUUCAGGUCUGCCAUUGCAAUGUCUCCUCUUUCGUCCCGCAAGAAACGACGCAGCAAUGAUGGCCGAGGUAUUCCUGCCUCGGAUCCAAUAGUCCCAAUGACGCCUCGUCAACCCUCCCGCUAUCUAGUUCCCCCUCUCCAGGAGGAAGAAGAAGUCUCGCUGUCAAACUUUCCAAACCCAACAGAAACGGCAACGCGUCGUCAAUCAAGCUUUUCGGGACGCACUAAACCACCGAGGAGAUCUGGGUCUAUCUGGGAUGUGGAAGAUGCUCCAAAACUUCGCGUAUCCAGCAAAGAAAGGUCCAGGGUUUUUGCCCGCUCUCUGACUCGAGAACGCCAGCAGCAACCACAACCUCAGAAAUCCCCGGAACUUCAGCCACGUGAAGAACCCGAGCCGAAGAAAACCCCGCAAAAUGCUCAGGAUGAUCCCAUUGAAGUGCCAGCCUCUACUCCAGUUUCCGCAGUGCCCAAUAGCGAGCCAUCAUUAGAAGCGAGCCCGGCCCACGAGGCUCAGCAAACACCGCCAGAGAGUGCUCUAUUAGCCCCCAAUCAGAUUCUUGCGCCUUGGAGGGGCCGACAGCGAGUUUAUUACCCCGCAACCUGCUUUGGCACACCGUUCGGAACCGCUCAGGGUCAGUAUCUAGUGAAGUUUGAAGACAGCGCUCCUCUUGGGGUGCCGAUAGGCACUGUGAAGAGACUCGAGUUACGAAUUGGCGAUGCAGUCAAGGUUGACAUGCCAAAUGUGCCAAAGGUCACCCACAUUAUCAGAGGCUUUGCGAACAAGCUUAGUGAAGAUGUGCUGUCAAGCGAGGCGGCCCAGGGAAGAAUCCCAACCACGGACAUUUAUGGGCAUUCUACUCUUGUCUUAAGUCCAAAGCAACGCAAGAGUCUCCCAAGAGCGGGCAUUCAUGUUCCUGAGAAUGUUAUCAGUGUUCCCAUUUCCAAAAUAUACCUGGAUACUAUCCUGUGGAAUCAACUCAAGGACCGGCAGUACAACUACAGUUCAGGGUCUGGAAGCUCGGACAGUAGACUUCAGACGCCUUCAGACAGGCACAUUACACCGACAUCCCCAAGCACCCGAAUCUCGCGCAGCUUCCGUCCAUCGAAUGGCUUGUUCUCGGGGAUGGUCUUUGCGGUAUCAUACGGGGAUAAGAGCGAAGCCAAAUACCGCAUCACAAAAAUGAUCCUGGAAAACGAUGGCCGCAUUCUAGAGGAUGGCUUCAACGAGCUAUUCGAGUUGCCAUUGAACGCCCCGUUUACGACUCCCGCCAAGCCCCCGGGUUUCAGAGCGGCCGGAUCCAACGUCAACCUUCGCCUCAAACCCGGAGUGGAAGAGGUCGGGUUUACGUGCUUGAUUGCGGACAAGCACUCCCGCCGCCCAAAGUAUAUGCAAGCUCUAGCUCUCAACCUUCCCUGUCUCUCAGACCGCUGGGUCGAGGACUGUGUUGUCAAAAACCGGAUCUUGGACUGGGAGCUGUAUCUGCUCCCUGCGGGCGAAUCGUCUUAUCUUAACGGAGCGACAAAGUCGAGGAAUCUCACUCCUUACCCAACGUCCACGGCGAAGCUGUCUGAAACCGUCGCAGCGCGACCCAAUCUGCUCAGUGGACAAUCCGUCCUUCUCAUCACAGGCCGCAAUGGCAAAGCGGACGAGGAAAGAAGAAAAGCAUACCUCUUCCUGACAUAUGCCUUGGGCGCCUCGAAGAUCGAGCGUGUCCCCGAUUCUCAGUCAGCGCGGGCUAUCCUCGAGCAAUCUCAAAAUGAAGAUGGAACAUCUACCUGGGAUUGGAUCUAUAUUGAUGACGACGACAAGGCCACGAAUGUCAUGGCCACUAGCGCUGGGGGCUCCGUCCUGUCAAAGAAGCGCAGAAAGUCCAGGCUCAUGGAAUCCACCAAUGGAGAUGGGCUAGGCUUGGGCACGAAUGUUCGGGUCGUGGGCAAUGAGUUUGUUUGCCAAAGCUUGAUCCUCGGCCGCUUGGUCGACUAG